Brachypodium distachyon (stiff brome) is the source of this 1417-nucleotide messenger RNA. RefSeq lists its product as uncharacterized. NCBI's taxonomy places the organism in Eukaryota, Viridiplantae, Streptophyta, Magnoliopsida, Poales, Poaceae. The transcript has 2 exons. The record is from RefSeq and is a predicted model, not a curated record. The coding region runs from base 86 to 1114 and encodes 342 amino acids.
CAGCCCCCGAUGCCCCGCACAGACAAAAGCCCCACCUUUUCGUCCCUCGCCUUCUUCCACUGCCAGGACCUCCUCGCCGGCGGCAAUGUCGGCGCACCUUGUCGCCGCCGCGCUGCUCGUCGCGCUCAUCAGUCCCGCCGCCCGAGGCUCCGACGUCUCCUCGGUCCCGCUCACGCAGGCCCAGUCCCCGGCCAACACCUCCGCGGGGCCCUCCUCCCCGCCCUGCCGCCUCGACCUCUCCGCGGAGCUCUUCGGCGGCGUGGCCGCGGCGUGCGGGGCCGGCGGCGGGCCGGGCUCCCUGGACCGCGGCCGCUGCUGCCCCGUCCUCGCGGCCUGGCUCUUUGCGGCCCACGCGCGCACCGCGCUCUCCGUCCCGGCCCCGGCGCCUGCGCUCGCAGGCCAGGAGGGCCUGGGCCUGGGCCUGGGCGGCGGGGAGGAGGGGCCCAUGGUGCCGUACGACAACCAGCGGUGCGUCGACUCGCUGGGCGCCGCGCUGGAGAAGCGCGGGGUGGCGAUGCCCCGGCCCAACGCCACGUGCGACAUGGUGCUCUGCUUCUGCGGCAUCCGGCUCCACCAGAUCGGCUCGCUCCGCUGCCCCGCCGCCUUCGCCGUCGCCAAGAACGCCACGCCCACCGCCGCGGUCAAGGACCUGGAGAAGAGCUGCCGCGACGCAUCCUACGCCGGCUGCUCCCGCUGCGUCCAGGCCCUGCAAAAGGUGAAGGGGAACGUGAGCCGGGAGGCAAAUGGAGGCGGCGAGCGGGCGCGGCGGAUGCUGGGGCUGGACUGCCAGCUGAUGGGCCUGACGUGGCUGCUGGCCAAGAACAAGACGGCGUACAUCCCCACCGUCUCCGCCGUGCUGCGCGCCAUGCUCUACAGCGCGCACCCCACCGAGUCCGGCAGCGGGCACUCCUCCAGGGUGUCCGGCGGGAGCAACGCGCCGCCGCCGCCGAAGUGCAGCCCGGACCAGGAGAACAUGCCGCUGGCCGUGGACUCGCUGCAGUUCGAGCAUGCCAGCAGCACGGCCUCCUCGGCCCCUCGGCGCGCUCUCUUGCUCCGCGGCUGCUCCCAGCUGGUGCUGCUGCUGCUCUGCCUGGUCUGGGACGCGUUCUUGUGAUAGAGACGGCGUGGAUUGCAGCGAGCUGUUGUUGAUAAGAUUGUUUUUGUUAGGGGAGGGAGUAGCUUCUUAUUACAUUUUGCAUAGUAGUGCAGGUUAAUUAGCAGAUGUGGCAGUGGCAUGUCAUGGCCGCGAGAAAUGUGUUGUUUGCUGGUGCCGGCGUCGAUUGAUGGCACUGAACAGUGGUGUGUACCUGAGGCUGAGGAGUGAGUGUCGCUAAUCUCGGUGCUUCUACACUGAGUUACCACCGACUUAACACACUGCUGUUUUGGUGAAUCAAGCAACUUCUUUCUGUGCCUAAAA